Messenger RNA from Talaromyces amestolkiae, 1413 nucleotides. RefSeq lists its product as uncharacterized. Bases 1 to 1413 code for a protein of 470 amino acids. Gene Ontology annotation, molecular function: transmembrane transporter activity. The record is from RefSeq and is a predicted model, not a curated record. Lineage: Eukaryota; Fungi; Ascomycota; Eurotiomycetes; Eurotiales; Trichocomaceae. The transcript has 4 exons. Gene Ontology annotation, cellular component: membrane. Gene Ontology annotation, biological process: transmembrane transport.
AUGGAUGAUAAUAAUGAUGAUGAAAAGCAUGUCGUUGUGAACGAAAGCUCCCAGGCUAGCGAAACCGUUCUGCGGAGACGACUUCUUAGAAAAACUGAUCUUUUAGUGCUUCCAGGAUUAUGUAUCGCCUACUUCACGAAUACACUCGAUCGCGCGAAUCUAGGAAAUGCAAAGACGGACGGUUUGGAGAAAGACUUAGGACUAGUCGGCAAUCAGUACUCGCUUUUACUUGUUCUUUUCUAUAUCCCUUACGCUCUCUUCAAUGUUCCAUGGACUCUUGCUGCCAAACGCCUCAAUCCGAGCGUGAUAAUUCCGCUUGCCAUUUGUGUUUGGGGAGUCUGUACGAUGGCAUCAACAGCAGCCACAAACUUCGGCGGUAUCAUGGCGACUCGCAUUGUCAUGGGCGCGGCGGAGGCUGCAUAUAAACCCUGCGAGGUCUACUAUCUUACACUUUUCUACACGCGUAACGAAAUUGGAGUUCGAGUGUCAAUUAUCGGGCAGAUGGGUUUCAUUGCUGGCGCAGUCAGCGGUCUUAUCUCCUGGAGCGUAUUUCGUUGGAAUGGUGGUUUAUAUGGCUGGCAGUACCUAUUUCUGAUCGAAGGUUCGAUAACCAUUGCAGGCGCCAUCUUCCUCUUCCUUUUUGCUCCCCGGAGUGUACAGAAAAGCAAAUGGUACUCCCAAGGAGAGAAAGAGUUAGCCGAGCGGCGCCUUGCCGAGGACACAGAAGAGCGCGAUGAUCGCUUCCGAUGGAAUGAUGCCAAAGCCCAGCUUCUACAUUGGCCCACUUGGGCAUUUGCCUUUCUCGCCUUGAUGUAUGGUGUUGGGGUGGCGAGCAGUUCCAACUUUUUGCCAACCCUCAUUAAACGUCUCACCAAUAAUACUGUCAAGGCUAACCUCUACACCAUCGGGCCAAAUCUCGUAGCCUCCGUUAUCCAGAUUUCAGCAACCUGGGCAUCUGACCGACUACAACAACGGUCCAUCAUUGCUUCCUGCACAAUUGUCAUCUCAUUACUGGGGUGGAUCCUUCUCGGGACUCUCGACUUAGACUCCAGACCCGGCGUCGGCUACUUCUUGACUUUCCUUACCACCGGCUUCACUUUUAUCCCUAGCAACAUCAUUCCUGUGUGGUUAGCUUCAAAUGUACCAACAACAACUGGCCGAGCUGUUGCAUUGGGACUGAACUACAUGGCUAUGAAUAUCGCUGGUAUUGUCUCGUCGGUAUCAUUCCGUACACAAGACGCACCAGUAUAUGUGCCAGCGUUAAUCACCUGUGGCGUGACUCAAGGUGUAUUCAUGCUAGCUUCAUUGGGUCUAAGACAGUAUUAUGUUCAUUUAAAUGGCAAGCUAGACCGUGGAGAUAUACCUCAUGCCCCUGGUAUGGAGAGACGACCGGAUUACCGCUAUGCUAUAUGA